UAUCUGCUCUAAAAGGCGUCUCUGGUGCUGUUUUUGGGCCGGGUUGCCUUAUUUGUGUCUCUUCUCUGUAAACAUAGGUCUUACCGACAGUGUUGCACUCUUUAAAACGACAAGUUUUCCGACGAAAACAAAGCAACGCUACACGGCAAAGUUUGAGUAUAAAGAGGGAGGGGGGCGGAACUCAGUGGUACUGGUGCCAGGAAUUUUUCCCGUGUUUUUGUCGUGAUAAUCUGAACCAGGUUAAAAGACGGGACUUCUGUUCUUAAGGAGGAGGGUCAGAGACGUCUUGAGCAAGCACAUGUCCCAGACAAGAUGACACAUAACGAAGACAGGACGCAUUGGUUAAAGGAGGGGCUCAUUGGUUUAGGAGUCGGUGUGCUAUACGGCACCACCAGUGUCACAGUGGGCCAUCCUCUGGACACCAUCAAGACCAAAAUGCAGGCACAGGCAGGCUUCGAGAAAGGUGGAGCCUUCAGGACGUUGAUAAAGGUUCUACGUACACAAGGCAUUGUGGGCCUCUAUAGAGGCUGCAUCCCUCCACUCUGGGGCUCGGGGAUUUUCAGGUCAACCCAGUUUGCUGUAUUUGAGGCCGUAUACACUUACAUGGACAACAGCUUUGGGAAAUAUGAACUACCCAUGACUGGAGGCCUGCAAGUGAGAGUGUGUGUAGCUGGAGCCUGUGGUUCCACAGCAAGGGCAAUCAUAGAAUGUCCUUUGGAGUUAGCCAAGAUAAGAAGACAGACGGGACAGUCAUGGCAGUUCUCCGGUAUUUACAAGGUGAGUUUCUUUUAA
Molecule: messenger RNA, 792 nt
Organism: Branchiostoma belcheri (Belcher's lancelet)
Lineage: Eukaryota; Metazoa; Chordata; Leptocardii; Amphioxiformes; Branchiostomatidae
Product: mitochondrial substrate carrier family protein Y-like
Exons: 6
Coding region: 313-792 (159 amino acids)
Source: RefSeq, a predicted model, not a curated record